AUGGGCGUCGCAGUAACCACCGCCAUGAGAAUUGCUCGCUACCAUCAUAUUCACGUCAUGGACUCAGACCACCAUCUUCUUAUCAGGUCCACCACUCCCUCCCGACUUCUCUCACGGCAAAUCCCAUAUCAGAUCCGCCAAAUCCACCGCAGGAAUUUCUCCAGCCUGAAUCCAACCACUAAUAUGAAAAUCGCUAUCACCGGUGCCCGCGGCACCGUAGGACGCGCUGUUGUCAAAGAAGCCUCUCAGGCCGGCCAUUCCACAGUCCAGGUUGACCGAACCGAUACCGAGUACGAUGGAACGCCCAAUUCCGAGAUGAAGACCGCCGACACGGCCAAUGACUACGAAGCCACACUGGAAGCCUUCAAAGGCUGUGACGCCGUCAUUCAUCUUGCCGCCAUACCAGACCCCGUUGGGAAGGACGACCAACUGGUUCAUAACAACAAUGUUACAUCGGCAUUCAAUGGCUUCUACGCCGCUGCGCAACUGGGAAUUAAACGAUUCUGCUACGCGUCGUCAGUGAAUGCGAUCGGUCUCGAAUAUGCCACGCAACCGCUCAGAUUUGAAUACUUCCCCGUUGACGAAGAAGCGCCACCCAAUCCGACAGAUUCUUACGCACUGGCCAAGCAAGAAGCUGAGACCCAAGCGAGGACAUUUGCUCGAUGGUUCCCCGGAAUGAAAAUCGCGUGUAUGCGUAUCCAUGCCGUGGCAUCCCGCGAGGAGGCACAGAAAGGACACAAGGAGAAUUGGGAGGACUCAGCUGUCAAAAGCCUGUGGGGAUGGGUGAGCCCGGAUGCGACUGCGAGAGCCUGCUUAUUGUCUGUGGAGAAGGCUGAGAAACUUAAUGGGUGCGAGAUAUUCAAUGUUGUUGCUCCGACAACGACACAGGACACGCCGUCGAUUGAGCUUGCGAAGAAGUAUUAUCCCGAUACCGAGAUUCGGCGCGAGCUCAAAGGAAAUCAGUCUUUCUUCACGGCUGAAAAGGCAAAUAGGAUACUUGGUUGGGUCCAUGAGGAGUGACUGGUCGGUAGAGCAUGUCGGCUAUAGAAACAUUUUCUGCCGAGGUCGAAGCGAAUGAACCAAAUCAGUCUGUAAUACCAACAAAUAGCAAUGCUCACAUUUUUAAGUUAGG
This is a messenger RNA of Aspergillus piperis CBS 112811, 1132 nucleotides long. RefSeq names its product NAD-dependent epimerase/dehydratase family protein. NCBI's taxonomy places the organism in Eukaryota, Fungi, Ascomycota, Eurotiomycetes, Eurotiales, Aspergillaceae. The transcript is spliced from 2 exons. The coding region runs from base 1 to 1020 and encodes 339 amino acids. The record is from RefSeq and is a predicted model, not a curated record.